AAUUACCAGAAUGGAGGAGCAUAUUGUUUCCAUUGAGGAGCUGUACUCGAAGAAGGUUGUCAAAAGUGGUGAAGGAAGCAGCAGCCACGACCGGCCUUCCAUUAGCAGGGAGGAAAGGUUUAGAAGUUUAACAGAGGUAGCUGCAGGAGUCCAAACGGGAGUUGUUAAAGAGGCAAAAAUACAGAAGGUUAUAUUCUUGCUGCGAGAUCACAAGCAUUUCGUUAAGUACUUUGAGCCAAGAGUGGUAGCUCUUGGUCCUAUCCACCAUGACAACAAAAAGUACCAGCUCGGAGAGAAAUACAAGCUUAUAUUGGCGAAUAAGUUCGUCGAAUGUAGCGGGAAGAGUAUAGAAGUUUUAUACGAGGCGGUUGUGAAUGAAAUCAAGCAACUGAGAGAAUGCUUCGAGGAGGAAGUGACAAAAAAGUAUGAUGAUGAGGCACUCGCCUGGAUGUUGUUCGUUGAUGGCUCCGCAAUAGUACAGUAUAUAUUCAGUGCCGUAAAUAACAAGUUCAAAGAGUUGAAUAUAAAAAUCGACAGCAUAACUUUCGCUCAACAGGAUUUGUUCUUGCUGGAGAACCAAGUUCCCUAUCGUCUCCUCAACUUAUUGAUGAACUUGAGCGGGAAGAAUGACGAGUUGAGAAUAUCAAUUGGAAGUUUCAUUGGAAGCUUUCGUUCGGAGCCGGCCCAUCUUCUCGACCUUUUGAGAACAACACUCUUGGGAGCACAAAAAGAAGAAGAAAACAAUUUAACAAACAAAGCCUCGAGUUCUCCAGGGUCCUCAAAUUCCGAACCACCCUCCAGAAAGACAUGUGGAAUAUGGCCACAUAGAAAGAAAGGUGGAGAGGACCCAGAUUGGCAAUCGUAUCGCAACGUGCAGGAGCUUAAAUCAGCAGGAAUCCAACUGAAACAGAGCAAGAAUAGUAACUUGAGAAACAUAAGUUUCACUAGAAAAUUCGGUUUCUACCCGGGAUACCUUUGGCUUCCUCCAAUUAAAGUGGACGACUCAACGGGCCCCAAGUUCAUGAACUUGAUAGCUUACGAGAUGUGCCUGGAUUUUGACAACGACUUCGGCAUUACCUCUUAUAUAUCCUUCCUAGAUUCACUCAUCGAUGAAGUCAACGACGUAAAAGAUAUGAGGAAGGCACACGUGCUGUACAACCUCCUCGGCAGCGAUCAAGAAGUGGCUGACCUCUUCAAUGAGAUAGGCACUGACUUGGUGCCUAAUAUCGAAGCUUAUGAGGAUGUAAAGUUGAAGAUUCAGAGCUACUACGAUAACAAUUGGAUGACAUGGAUGGCUCAAUUCUUUCACGAUCAUUUCAGCAGCCCUUGGACUAUCCUUGCUUUCUUGGGCGUAUUAUUGGGACUUGUUCUAACUGCCGCUCAGACUCUGUACGCAGUGAUGGCCUCUCAACCUGGACCCUGCGAAAAAUUCUGCAAGCUGAAAUUAAAGGAAACUUAAGAUGACGGAGAAAGUACUAAGAAUUUGUUUGCUCUUCAUACCAUCUACUUAGCUAAGCUCACAUGCAUGGUUUGUUUCUGUGCCUUAGAUGACGUUCGAUUGUUUCCAAGAAUAA
Corylus avellana is the source of this 1574-nucleotide messenger RNA. Its product is annotated as UPF0481 protein At3g47200-like. The record is from RefSeq and is a predicted model, not a curated record. Lineage: Eukaryota; Viridiplantae; Streptophyta; Magnoliopsida; Fagales; Betulaceae.